Heterobasidion irregulare TC 32-1 is the source of this 1727-nucleotide messenger RNA. RefSeq lists its product as uncharacterized. NCBI's taxonomy places the organism in Eukaryota, Fungi, Basidiomycota, Agaricomycetes, Russulales, Bondarzewiaceae. The transcript is spliced from 13 exons. Gene Ontology annotation, molecular function: NADP binding; N,N-dimethylaniline monooxygenase activity; flavin adenine dinucleotide binding. The coding region runs from base 22 to 1503 and encodes 493 amino acids. The record is from RefSeq and is a predicted model, not a curated record.
CCUUGGCGCCUUGCCGAGCUCAUGCUCAAUUUUGCAUACGUCCUUCUCCAGGUCCCGCUCAUCGCACUCUUCAAGCCCGCCCCUCCUAAAUCCGACGAACUCAGAAAACCGUUUGGACGGAUCGCAGUCAUUGGCGCUGGCCUCACAGGCAUAUCCUCCGCCGCACACGCGAUAGCCCACAAUUUUGAUGUGGUCAUAUACGAAGCAUCUGAUCGUCCAGGAGGGAUAUGGUCCCGCGUCAACAAAACUUCUGGCCUUCAGCUCAACUCGCUACUGUACCGUUUUCACCCUGCUGUGUGCUGGCGCCACGGGUUCCCUGAGCGGGACGAAAUCUUAGAUGAGAUUAAACGCGUUUGGAAGGAGUACAAGUUGGAGGGGCGAACGCAAUUCAAUACGCCUGUGACCUCCAUCCGCCGCGCGCCGAGUACAUCCUCCCCUGGCGCACGCUGGCUCGUGAACGACGGUAGCGACGGCGCGUUCGAUGCCCUGAUCGUGACUGUCGGGACGUAUGCAGGUGAAAGCGGCGGCGACGACGAUGACGACGACGAUAUGUUUGAUGGGCCAAUCUUGCACUCGUCGGAGCUCGAUCGAGAGGAUGCGGACAUGGCGGGUAAGACUGUGAUCGUUGUGGGUAGCAGCGCGAGCGGGGUGGAGGCGGCGGAGGCGGCGCUGACCAGAGGCGCGAAGAAGGUGUCGAUGGUGGCGAGAGACGACAAGUGGAUCAUUCCGAGGAAUAUUGUGGUUGAUACCGCCAUUUCGGCGCAGCCAUUUGGGAGGGAGAUGCCUCUAAGUUUCUUGUGGGAAGGGUUCCUCCGAAACUGGCAUUACCGCGGCGUGAAGGACCUCACACCUGCGGAUAGGGGAAUCUACGAGGGCACGCCUGUCGUCAAUGACGCGUUCCUGGGCCACAUUCGCGCGGGCCGCGUCGAGUACAUUCGUGGAGACACCCUCAGGCUGACGAAGCAGGGCGUGCGUGUACGCGUACGGCCACGAGGGUCCAAGCCGGGUGAUAAGAAGCAAAGAUCGAGCUCGGAAGAGUACCCGACGCGCGAGUUUUCUGCAGAUGUUGUCGUGCUCGCGACAGGGUUCGAGCCGCCCAGUGUGGAAUUUUUACCGCAUGAUCUGUUCCCAGAGGGUUACGAGCGCCCAGACUUGUACCUGCAAAACUUCUCGACGGAGGACUGGUCGGUGCUGAUGACGAACUCGUCGUAUCUGAACGCGAUCGGUACGCCGCUCUUUUCCCAUAUCGGGAUAUAUACUCGCAUCCUGCUCACGUUCUUACUCGACAAGGACGCACGGCCGCCGCCGCGCGACAUGAAGUUGUGGGUCGACGCGUUGCGGUUCGUCAAGCGAGGGGCGCGCGGGGGCGCUCUUGGAUUUUUCACGUAUAUGGAGCUCAUGAUUUGGUUCGUCAUGUUCCACGUCCUGCGUCCGGACAGACUCCAGUGGAUGUUUUUCGUGAUGCAGGGGUGGGGCGUGAACGUCAACAGGGUGGGCAAGUGAGCCGGCUCGUGGACUGUAUGGGCGCAACAGAGAAAAAGACGAUGGACAUUUCCACGCCCAGGAGCGAAUGUAUAGAUACGUGAGGCGAGUGUAGGUAUGUGGAGGUACGAGGGCCAGUCUGAUCUAACUACGUCAUCGUGAGCUUUCGAGCAUGUACUUGGUAUGUCGGUGGAUAGCCUUGAUGUAUGUGGUCACAUUCAAAUGUGUAUAGUUUCAUCGCCGUC